AUGCGUGAACCAAUAUCAACUAUACCUGAUGCAACUCAAUUCGUACAAAAUCAUACAGAUGUUAACGUGACUAUAUCAUCGCAAUCAUUAACAAAUGAAUCUACGUCUUCUCAAUCUUCUAUUAACUCAACAUCAAAAUCAACAAACAGUAGCAUUGAACGUGAACCACAAACAAAUAAACAAAUAACUACUAUGAAUAAUCGAAGCCAAUCAACUAAUUCAGAACCAUCGAAUCUUUGUGUUCUAUGUCUAACAGAAGAAAAACAAUUAGCUUGUAUACCAUGUGGUCACAUGGCAACAUGUGUCGCAUGUGGCCAUUCACUGCGAUUGUGUCCAAUAUGUCGACGAGAAAUCGAUGCAUUUAUUAGAAUUUACACUUAA
Rotaria sordida is the source of this 381-nucleotide messenger RNA. NCBI's taxonomy places the organism in Eukaryota, Metazoa, Rotifera, Eurotatoria, Philodinida, Philodinidae. The record is from the annotation of a GenBank genome assembly.